AUGGAAUUUCACGCAACUAAUGAAGGGCGAUACAUUAUCACACCAUAUCGUGAUAUUCUCACAAUCAUAGAACGACAAGUGUUUGACUUCUUAGGCUACAUGUGGGCACCAAUUCUUGCCAACUUCCUUCACAUGAUCUUCAUCAUUUUUGGAUUCUUCGGGGCAUAUCAGUUUAGAGCUAAAUAUUUGAUAUCGCAAAGUGAUAUAUUAAAUUUCGGCACUGGGAGCUUUUCAUGGUUUCUGUCAAAUGGUCCUGGCUGCAAACCAAUUUACUCCACUAAUGGGACAUUGGAAGAUCCUUUCAAGCCAAUAAGACCAGAUCGAGUCGAUGGAUGCUUCCUUGAAUAUCCUUACAUUGAAAUUAUUCAUUCAUCUGUACAAAACUUUUUAUCGUUAUUAGGUUUAAUUGGUGCAAUUUGCAUCGGCUGUAUCCUCUGGGAUGAUGAUGAUAGCUUCGAGUUUAUGGGAAGCGACAUAAAAAGUCCACAACAUACAUCCGUACAUCCAAUGUACGUGAGUUAUUCAAGUAUACCAGCAAAUGGAAGUGCUUCAUCGACGCAAAUUAAUUCUAAAAAAGAUCCUAAUCAAUUUGGUGUUGUUUUAACAUCAAUUAACAAUUCAAAUACUAACUCGCUCUCGUCGACCUACAUUAAGACUCAUAACUAUCCAUCGAACAUCAGCAGUCCCGUCAAAACUCAUCAUCCCAAUCAAAUGCAAUCGCCAACACAUUACAAACUAAUUGAUCAUCGUCAAUUAAGUAGUAGUAGUAGCUUAAGCCAAUAUAACAGUAGACAUAAUUUGAUAAAUAAAAGUGCCAGCACACAACAAAUCAUAAAGCAAAAUCCGAGCUUUGCCAAUCCAAACCGUUCCGAUAUUCGUUACACCGAAAUAAAUUCAACAACUGACGACAUUUUAUCACAACAUGAUGACGAACGAGACCGAGAUGUGGAUACAAAUAGCGUUCGAAGCUAUGGUAGACCAUCAUCUCAAGCAUCGACAGCCGCAGCCUCGCCCAUUAUUUCGAAUAAAUUAAUGGCCACGAAUCUACAACAACAACAGCUUAUAAGUAAGAAUUUUGGCAUUCAUAAUCCAUUGAAUAGUUUAAUACAUAACAAUGAUGACAUUAAUGGGAUUCAAGUGAAAAGUAAACAACAACCAAUCGAUUUGGACUUCAAUAAUCAUCAUCAACAUCAACAUCAACAACAAUAUCAGCAGAUGAAGAAUCAACAACAAAAACUAUUCAAUGCUAAUAAUCACUCGCCACCUUCUCGACCCGAUUUUCAUGUUAACAACAAAUAUUUGCCAACUCAAGUAUCAUCAUCUUCAAGUCCGAGUCCAACGAAAAAAAGUUACAUUCAUUCACCAGUGGAGAAACUUCCAAGUUAUCCACAGCAGCAGCAACAACAACAUGUGACACGCUCACCAAACUUAAAUCAAAUGCCACGACGAAGACCGCCGUCACAUCAACAGCAACAGCAGCAAAUUUACCAACCGACACAAUAUCCAAUUCAUCAUCCACUGGAAUUAAGUCAUACCAAUAAUAAUCGAAUGCUGCCGACAAAUGGAAAUUUCUGUGAUCAGUUGCGUGGCGACCAACGGCCUCUACCUCCACGAUACAAUUUAAAUCAAUUUAUUCCUGAAUACAAUUGUCCAAAUCCUUUACCCGCGAUUCCACCUCAUAUGAUGCAACAUCCAAUGUAUCGUGUUCGUUCACAAGAUCGAAUUAGUAAUCGACUUAAGCGUCAAUCUGGCGCCCAUGUUCAUAGUGGUUCUGCACCACACGAUAGUCAACGUCCACGUUCAUUUUGCAAUAAUAUGAUCAAUUACCAAGAUUACAAGGAUUUACACUGAACCCAAUAACUCGAUUGAAAGCAGAAUAACAUAUUUUUGUUUACGUGACAAGACUCGUCUCCAUAUCCAUCGCAUUGGCAAUUAACAUCGUCAAAUUGAAUUUUCCACAUGAUUGAUCGCUAUUGAAUAACAAAUUCGUUUUAUUUUCAUGCUUCUCUCGUUUUCUCUUACUAAAAACAACUUAUAAGUUAUAAGCUGAGAGAUUUACUCUAAUAAGUAGAGAUUCGAACCAAUAAUUGUCUGCCAAUCUGUCUUCUAUCACUGCUGAGAUUGUGUUGUUUAUAAAAUUUAUAACUGCUGCCAUUUGAUCAGCAGCCAAAUAACAUUUUCAUAUGCAAUGUCGGAUGCAUAAAAAAACUUGGGUGAGAUUAAAAAUGACGGGAAAAUACCUCGAAAAAUUUCCCAUCUCGCACUUUUCGUAAUUUUCAACUUCACCCUGAACAACAAAAUUGAAAAAUCUUCAAUGAAUAAAUUUUUAUAAUUCUUUUCCCAGACAUUUUCUCUUCUUCUUGAUGAUAUCGACACUGCAGCUUUCCUUUUUAUAAAUGAGAAUUCUUAGACUUCCGAUGAACUAUGCAUGUCGUCGACAAAUCAUCGCACACAAUAAGAAUUGAUUACAGAUAACAAUUUGUAAAGAAAUAAAAGAAGAAGGAAAAAUUCUUCUUGACUUUUGCAUCCUGUCUGAUAAUGAAAAUAAAUCCUCGGAAAUUGAAAAAGCGAUUUGCCCUUCUUAAGUUUCUAACUAACUAAAGCUUAUUUACUUUCCUCAUGCUAUCGACUCUGACUUUCAACAAAGCGGAUCAUCUUAAAUGGAUUACAAUUUGACGAGGCAACAAAAAGCGAAUGCAUUCCAUAAGGAAAAAGAGUUGGAAACAAAAUUCUGUUUAAGUCAAUCAGAUUACGAUCCAUUUCCAACCACUCAGUUUUUCAUUUCCCAUUCGUAGGCGAAAUUAUCCUUUUCCUUUCUUUAGUUACAUGUUAUCUUUACGAGAAUGUUUUUCGACUGCUAUUACCACUGCAAAUAUUUACUCGUCGCAAUUAUUUUCAGCUUAAAAAGACUCGUUCAUGCGUUUUCCUUUAUUUCAUGUUUAUUUCCGCCUACACCCUUAAAAUUAUUUGAUUAAGCACAAGACGUUGUCAGAGAAGUGAAGUAGGAUCCCUAAAUUAAAAUAAAUGGUUUCAAAACAUAAUUACGUAAAUAAGCAGAAGCUGAACAGCAACGAAUAAAUGUGCAUAAUUCUUCACUCUCCAUUCAUAGCACAAUGUCAUGUGCACAAUAUAAAAAGCGUGAAGCUCCCACAACCACCACCCAGUAGUGGUAGUACUAUAAAUAGAUAAAGAAUCAAAGCAAAAAACAAGUUCGUGCAAAAAAACAUUUUUGCGGUCACAGAAAAAAAAAUAUGAAAACAAAACUUUUUUUUUUAUUUUUAGUCUCGUAGAGAAAAAAAUAUUAAAUGUUAGUUGAAACUCGUAGGAGCGAAGAAUUUAAAGUGUUUUUAUAAAUAAAGCAAAAAAAUAUUCAUUGUCGCGAGGGAAAAGUUUUUUUUUCCUCUUGUAUUAAAUAUUUUCAUGAACGUUGAACGGAAAAUAAACUUCAACCUCCUACUCGACAACAUCAGUUGAUGCAAAUGUUACCGAUUCUUGUUGACUUUUGUUUUUUUCUCUUACAAUUGUAUUAAAUUAGUUUCACAAUGUCGGUGGAACUUUAUUAUAACAAAAGGAAAUGUAAUUAAUGUAAUGAUUGCUGUUAAGUGAACACUUGUUUAGAUUUUAAUCGGAAAAAUUUCCCUUUCUUGCAUUAGUGGAACAUGAAAAAGAAUUGACCCGCCCAUAAAAACUAAUUAGCCUUCGACGACCUUGACUUCCAAUCUUCUUCAUUAAUUUCCCAUUUUUCUUUGUAGCUUUACAACAAAAGCCAUUCACAGUACAAAAGUUAAUCUCGCUGUUUGAUCCAACCAUCUGUGUGUAAGGUUUUUGUGGGAGUUUUUCCCGAAAAGCAUCGAAAAUGUUAAUUUUAUUCCAACAUAUUGAGCACAAUUUCCUCUUGAUAUUUGUUUUUCAAAACGUUCGAUUCUGCUCAAAUUGUGGGGACUUUUUUUUAAUUAAUUUAACGAAAUUCCUGUUAAAAAAGUUUCGAUUAUGUAAAUAUUCCGUGGGAUCGACAAAAUCCCUUUUAAUUAGAAAGCGUUUCCUAUCUUAAAGUCUUUCGACAAUAUUUACGAAGAAAAUAAAAAUAUUUGACGGAAAAUGUCCCAGUCAAUAGCCGUCAUACCAAAUGCCUUAAUCUAACUGUUCAAUAAGGAAAAUUAAAGAAAAUUCAUUUUCUCUCAUGCCACUGGAAUUUAAAAAGAAAACUUGAUUUAAUUAAAGAAUUUUAUCGACGUCGUGGCAUCAUGCACAAGCAAACAGAUUUAAUAAAGCGAAAAUGGAACAUUUUCCUUCGAUUUCCUCCUAAAAGGCACAUUGAUUCAUUUAGUGAACGUGAUGUUAAAUAUAUUUAGAUGAAGUAAAAGAAAAAUCCUUAAUUAAGAUAGAAAAAAAUAAUUUAGAUACUUUUUGUGAUGAAAACCAAAUGAUUCAAUCAAAACAUUAUGUAAAAG
Messenger RNA from Clunio marinus, 4451 nucleotides. Lineage: Eukaryota; Metazoa; Arthropoda; Insecta; Diptera; Chironomidae. The record is from the annotation of a GenBank genome assembly.